Messenger RNA from Parascedosporium putredinis, 1404 nucleotides. The record is from the annotation of a GenBank genome assembly. NCBI's taxonomy places the organism in Eukaryota, Fungi, Ascomycota, Sordariomycetes, Microascales, Microascaceae.
AUGGCUUCCACCUCCCGCAGAAGUCUACAGCCUAUGCGCACCCUCGAAGCCGCAGCCCGCCUCGUGCGCCGGCACGCCCAAACCCUUCCGGCCCUCUCCCCAUCCGGCGACGGCUUCGGGCAGCAUUUCGACCGGUUUGCCGGCUGCAAGGUGCUCCUCAUCGGGGAUGCAUCCCACGGCACGUCCGAGUUCUACGCGGCCCGCGCCGCCAUCACCAAAUACAUGAUCCAAAACCACGGCUUCGACAUCGUCGCCGUCGAAGCCGACUGGCCCGACGCCGAGGCCAUUGAUCGCUACGUGCGCCGCAGACCGGGCGACGGCCCGCGCACGGCGUCGACAAGACCGUUCCCAAGGAGGGGGGACGACGCCCCCUUUCAGCGGUUCCCUUCAUGGAUGUGGCGGAACGACGAGGUGCACGACUUCGUGGCCUGGCUCCGCGAGUUCAACACCGGCAAGCCCGUCAAAGAGGCGGCAGGCUUUUACGGGCUGGAUCUAUACUCGAUGGGCGCCUCGAUGAAGGCGGUGACGUCGUACCUCCAGCGGGUGGACCCUCCGAUGGCCAAGGUCGCCGAGGAGAGGUACGGCAAGCUCAUGGGCUGGGCGGAGGACCCGCACGAGUACGGGCUCGAGGUGCUGCUCACGACGUUUGCCGGCCACGAGGCCGAGGUGGUGGCGAUGCUCCAGGACCUGCUGGCGAAGCGGCUCGAGUACGCGGACCACUUGGGCAACGGCGACGAGUUCCACAGCGGGGAGCAAAACGCGCGCCUGGUCGCCGACGCCGAGCGCUACUACAAGGCCAUGUACCACGGGCGCGACGAGAGCUGGAACCUGCGGGACGCGCACAUGUUCCAGACGCUCGUGCGCAUCAUGAAGCACCGGGGCCCGGACGCCAAGGCCAUCGUGUGGGCUCACAACAGCCACGUCGGCGACGCCCGCGCCACCGACAUGGGCCUGCUGCGCGAGGAGCUCAACAUCGGGCAGCUGUGCAGGGAAACGUUCCAGGCGGGCGCGCUCAGCAUCGGCAUGGGCACGUUUACCGGGACGGUGGCCGCCGCGGACGAGUGGGGCGGCGAUAUGAGCGUUAUGAAGGUGCGGCCCGGCAUGAGGGGUACCUACGAAGAGCUGAUGCACGCGACGGGGGUCCCGCGCUUCCUGCUGGACUUGCGCAGGGGCUGGUGCGACGACGAGGUGCUGGACGAGCUCUCCAAGAAGAGGCUCGAGCGGUAUAUCGGCGUCAUCUACAAGCCCGACAACGAAGUGAGGGCGCACUACUCGCCCUCGAUGUUGGCCAGGGAGUUUGACGCGUACGUGUGGUUUGACGAGACUAGGGCCGUGGGGGCGUUUGAGAAACGCCAGCCUCCGACGUCACUGGAACUCGAAGAAACGUGGCCCUUUGGCUUGUAG